AGUGCGGGCGGGCGCGCCGCCAAAAAGAACUUUCUGUACUCUGGCGUAGGCAAAUGUCAUUGCGGUGGAAUCUGCCACUACAACGGUCUCGCGAGCAUUAAGCGACCUGUCCCAGAAUUCUAGAGAAACGUUUUUAGAGGCCUCGGGAUUGCUGCUUACCUACGUGUGUAAUAUCACCAGAAAAGAAAAGUGCGGCUCUGAAGGAGUCUUCGCAUAGACUAAUUACGUCAGUCAGGACAAAAAAUACAUCCCUUUUUUGGUACAUCACCAGAGGAUUGGGGAAACCUCCCCUACCCCUAACUAAUCAGGGGAAACACAUCUUACUUUUCCUAAGGAGGCAUCAAUUGAACAGCUAUGCAGAAUUUGAAAUCUAAUUGCUGGAAAAAAGAAUAGCUGAAUAAAUGGAUCAGAUCAAAUGAGAUCCUCUGGAAAGAUAACAAAUACACAGCCUACUACUGACACCAAAUUAGACACAAAUACUCAGUCUGCUAUCAUGACAACCGACUCAAUUUUCUUGAAGACACUUCAGUCAAAUUUUUUGCAUGUAAUGGCAUAUGAAAACCCAAGUUUACAAAAGAAAGCUUUGGCUUGUAUUCCACUCCAAAAUCUGAAAAAGCAAGCUCAGAAAAAGUUAUCACAAGCCCAAAAACUGGACAGAGAUUGCAUUCUGAGAGAAGAGGAUAUUCUUCUGGUGGAGUUAAUCAACUGGUUUAAAUGUAGCUUUUUCAAAUGGGUAGAUAACUUACCAUGUAGCAAAUGCAGGGGACAAACAGAAACUAAAGAUAAUUUGUUACCUAAUGAGGAUGACCUGAGAUGGGAUGCAAGUAGAGUUGAAAAUCACUUCUGUAACCAAUGCCAGUUCAGCAACAGAUUCCCAAGAUACAACAAUCCUGAGAAACUCCUGGAAACUAGACAAGGGCGUUGUGGUGAAUGGGCCAAUUGCUUUACACUUUGUUGUAGAGCAGUAGGAUUUGAAGCAAGAUACAUUUGGGAUGCAACAGAUCACGUAUGGACUGAAGUUUAUUCUGUAUCACAGCAAAGAUGGCUUCAUUGUGACUCUUGUGAAAAUGUCUGUGAUAAACCCCUUUUGUAUGAGAUUGGGUGGGGAAAAAAAUUGUCGUAUAUUAUUGCCUUUUCUAAAGAGGAGGUUGUUGAUGUCACCUGGCGUUACUCUUGUAAACAUGAAGAAUUGCUUUCUAGAAGGACACAGGUCAAAGAAACUGUGCUACGAGAAACAAUCAAUAAUCUUAACAAAAUUAGGCAGCAAAUAUUGAGUGAGGGAAGAAAACAUGAGCUCUUACAGAGACUUAUCGUAGAGCUUGUUGAGUUUAUUUCUCCCAAAACACCAAAGCCAGGAGAACUUGGUGGAAGAGUGUCUGGAUCAUUGGCUUGGAGAGUUGCCAGAGAUGAAAUUUCUUUGGAGAUUAAACAAGUAGUAUUUAUUCCAACUAUAAAAGAGAAAACUUCCAAGCUUUUUCACCUCAACUAUAAUAUAGUGGAAGAUUGUUACACACGGAUAUCAAAUAAUAAUGAAAAAAUCAAUGGUUGGGAGAAUGGUGUUUGGAAAAUGGACUCUUUAUGGAGAAAGAUUGAAUCAGAUUGGAAAAUGGUUUAUUUAGCUCGCAAGGAAGGCUUCUCAUCUGGCUACAUCUGUUGGAAGGUUGAAUGUGGCUCUGUUGGUCUAAAAAUAGACAACAUUUCAGUUAGAACAACGAACCAAACGUUUGAAAGUGGAAGAGUAAAGUGGACGCUGCACUCUGGAAGCAUUACAGUUGAUGUUAAUGGAGAUAAAAGGCUUCAUAUUUAUCCUGACAUUUCCAACACAACAAAUGUUAUGUUAGAAGCUGAACUAAGUGGCGGAGAUGGAAAUAUUGCAUGGCAACAUGCACAGCUAUUUAGACAAAGUUUAAGAGAGAUUGAAGAUUGUUUUGAGAUAAUUAUAAAAUUCAGUGAACUCUGAAUGUUAAAUUAAUAUUCUGAUGAAACAACAACUUCCAGGCAAAAUAUUUUUAGAAGUAAAUGGAUAGUAUAAAAACCCCUCAAUAUUCGUAUUUUCAGUAUCACUAUUGAAAACAAUCAGAAUUCGCUAAUAUGAAAUGCAGUAAAAUUCUAUAUUACUUUGUUUUCUUGAAAAAAAUGAAAAAUAUAUAUCAAAGGGGAAAAGGAUAUGAUUUUUUAUUAAUUCAGAAAGCAAUUCUCUGAAUACCUGUACAGAGGGAAACAAUUGAGAAAGAUGCUAAAUAAUCAUGCAUGGCAUCUCCUGCAUAUUCUUUCAAAUUUUAAAAUAGAAGUUAAUUUUUUUAAUCUGUAAAAGAAGUUUGAAAAAUUUGAAUGAAGAUUUUAGUGUUUUAAAUCUGGGUUCUGGAAUGUCAUUUAAAAAAACCAAGGUGUGAUAUUUUAACAUUUCUGUUUACUGUGAUUUUAUAGUAGACAGUUUAUUGCAUUAACACUAUUAAACUAAACUAGUAGAAGUAUA
This is a messenger RNA of Thamnophis elegans (Western terrestrial garter snake), 2476 nucleotides long. It is a transcript of the gene NGLY1, whose product is annotated as N-glycanase 1. The transcript is spliced from 12 exons. The record is from RefSeq and is a predicted model, not a curated record. Gene Ontology annotation, molecular function: peptide-N4-(N-acetyl-beta-glucosaminyl)asparagine amidase activity. Gene Ontology annotation, biological process: glycoprotein catabolic process; protein quality control for misfolded or incompletely synthesized proteins; protein deglycosylation. Gene Ontology annotation, cellular component: cytoplasm; cytosol; nucleus. Bases 416 to 1960 code for a protein of 514 amino acids. Lineage: Eukaryota; Metazoa; Chordata; Lepidosauria; Squamata; Natricidae.